Molecule: messenger RNA, 234 nt
Organism: Penicillium oxalicum
Lineage: Eukaryota; Fungi; Ascomycota; Eurotiomycetes; Eurotiales; Aspergillaceae
Exons: 2
Coding region: 1-234 (77 amino acids)
Source: RefSeq, a predicted model, not a curated record
AUGCAAUUCAAAUACUUGGCUGUCCUAGUGGGUCUCGCCGGGGUGACUCUAGCAGCCCCAGCUUCUGGUUCUGACCCAGAUAUGAUGAAGCGAGCUGAAAAUGAACAAAAUAACAAUCAGAAUGGCCAGCACUGGGGCCCUGGCUGGGGUGGUUGGAAUGGAGGUUGGGGUCAUCCUGGUUGGGGCCAUCCCGGUUACGGAUGGGGUCCAGGUGGUGGCGGGCGAGGAUGGUGA